Canariomyces notabilis is the source of this 1536-nucleotide messenger RNA. RefSeq lists its product as uncharacterized. NCBI's taxonomy places the organism in Eukaryota, Fungi, Ascomycota, Sordariomycetes, Sordariales, Chaetomiaceae. The transcript has 2 exons. The record is from RefSeq and is a predicted model, not a curated record. The coding region runs from base 418 to 1209 and encodes 263 amino acids. Gene Ontology annotation, cellular component: cytoplasm.
GAACACCAGAAUUCGGCGCCCGUGCCGUGUCACACACACCCCGUAGGGGACAGAUAGGCGGCAUGCAGGGUAUAUCCUUCCCGUGCCGCUUAGGGCUUAUCCCCGGCCUGUCGGCCAGUCGGCCUCCGGGCCCACCGGAUUCCGUCCCUCCCCACUGUCGAGCUUACAUCUUACCUUGGUCCUCGUCGCUUUUAUUCUUGGCUCUGCGCCAGAUCGGCAGGACACUGCCGGUCAACAACCUUACACAAGGCCAAGCCCUUCCUUCUCAGCCUCACAUUACAUUUGGCGCUGAACUAUUGCUUUUGCUACUUGACAUUUACAUCCGCAUCAAACUCCUUUGGUACCUAUAAGCAACGUUAGAAACCUGGAAAACAACAACCCCAGCCCCCUAUCCCAACCGACUUCGAAGUUUGAAACAUGGCCACCCCAAUCAAAUCCCUCCCCAAGUUCGUCGUCUACCGCGGCUUCCAAACCGUGCCGACGCACGUCUGGUCGCCCUUCGUGAACAAACUCGAAACCCGCCUCCGCCUGGGCAAAGUCCCUUACCGCCUCGACGUUGGGUCGCCACGGAGCGGGCCGCGCGGCAAGAUCCCCUACCUCGGGAGCGAGGGCAGCGACGAGGUGCUGGGGGACACGGCGCUCAUCACGCGCAGGCUGGUCGACGACGGGGUGCUGGCCGACCUCAACGCCGGGCUGACCCCGGCCCAGCAGGCGCAGGACCUGGCUGUGCGCGCCCUGCUCGAGGACAAGUUGUAUUUCUACCUGCAGCGCGAGCGCUGGGCCGACAACUACCACGCCAUGCGCGACGGGGUGCUCGCCGCUGUUCCAUACCCGGUUCGUCUCGUCGUCGGUAACCUCGCCUACCGCGCUGUUAUAGCGGGUCUCAAUGCCCAAGGCACGGGGCGGUACUCGGCUGAGGAGCUGCGUGAGCUCAAGCGCGAGGCGUGGGAGAGCCUCGAUGCUAUCCUCGCCGAGUCCCGUCGCAAUAGUGCGGCGGCGGGUGGGGACAAGCCGUUCUGGGUGUUGGGGAGGGCAGAGCCUACCGAGGCAGAUGCGACUGUCUAUGGGUUUAUCGCGGCAAGUCUGGUUUGCACUGCUGCUCCUGAGACGCAAAGGACCGUCAGGAGUUUCCCUGUCUUGGUGGACUAUGCCAAGAGGAUCCAUGCGGCUUACUUUAGUGAUUAUGAUAUCUGGGCCGACGAGGUAUGAACCUAUGAGGAGAGUGGUCAGGAAGUGGGAUCGUUGCAGCACCUGAAUACGGUAUCUACCUAGUAAGAUGUGUGACAACAAGUUCCUGGUCGUGCGUAGAACUCAGUGAAUGUGCCUCCUAGGACCUACUAGAUACUACUAGUAUGGAGUACAUUCUAACUGCAUUUGUUCCAGUUGGCACUAGGGGUUUUAUAAGAGCCAUGUACCGAAGUACACCUGAAACCGGUGCCAGCGUAAAAGCAGAAAGGGAAUACCUCAACGGUAAUGUUGAGUAAGUGUAAGGUACCCUACCUAUACGUGUAUUCUAGAGUUACCUAGCCGAGGUAG